Molecule: messenger RNA, 1175 nt
Organism: Chionomys nivalis (European snow vole)
Lineage: Eukaryota; Metazoa; Chordata; Mammalia; Rodentia; Cricetidae
Product: GTPase IMAP family member 1-like
Exons: 3
Coding region: 143-1060 (305 amino acids)
Cellular component (GO): endoplasmic reticulum
Molecular function (GO): GTP binding
Source: RefSeq, a predicted model, not a curated record
CGAGAGACCAAGAGACCUCUUUACUCAUGGCUGAAGGGAAGGCAGGAGUUCUCUGGGGCUUCUCUGGGCCACUUUAAAGUCUGUCACCAAGAAAGGAAUGAGCGCAUGAAUGAGGAAAUCGUGACUGAGAGUCCUGAGAAGCAUGGGAGGAAGGAAGAUGGCAAGAGACGAGGAAAGCGCCUACGGCUUGGAGGAGGAUUCACAGGCCCCAAAGGGGCCCCCAUUGAGGCUCAUCCUGGUAGGUAGGACCGGGACCGGCAAGAGUGCCACUGGUAACACCAUCCUGGGCCGGACGUGCUUCGAAUCCAAGCUGCAGGCUGUGCCUGUUACCAGAUCCUGCUCCUGGGCCAACAGAAAAUGGGCCGGCUGGUAUGUAGAGGUGGUGGACACCCCGGAUGUCUUCAGCUCUGAGGUCAAACAGACCGACCCUGCUUGCUUGGAGACAGCCUGCUGCUUCCUACAGACAUCGCCCGGGCCUCACGCGCUGCUGGUGGUCACCCAGCUGGGUCGCUUCACCACUCAGGACAGCCAGGUGCUGGCCAGGGUGAAGCGGGUGUUCGGGGAGCAGGUGAUGACGCGGACUGUGGUGGUGUUCACUCGCAAGGAGGACCUGGCAGGAGAGUCUCUGCAGGAUUACCUGCGAUGCACAGAUAAUCGCGCACUGCGGGAGCUGGUGGCCCAGUGCGGGGGCCGCGUGUGCGCCCUAAACAACCGAACCACUGCCCGCGAGCGCGAGGCACAAGCUGAGGAGCUGCUGGGCCUGGUCGCUGGUCUGGUGAGGGAGCACGGGGGCGCGUACUACUCCAAUGAAGUGUAUGAUCUGGUGAGGACCCUGCGGGGCUCUAACCCCGAGGACCAAGUCAGCAAGGUGGCAGAGAUGGUGGCAAGACGCAUGCAGAGGCCCCUGCGCACCAGGCUGCUAACUGGGCUGUGGGACUGGCAGAAAUCUUACAGAAAGAGCUGGAGACGGGGCGUGGCCUUCCUGGGUGUGGCCUUCCUGAUCUACCUGCUGGUCUACAGAAAGGCGCCUCAGGCCAUUGGGGACCAGAACAGCAGAUAAUGCUGAUCUUAGAAAAUGUUUUAACUGUGAAGAAAAUCUUUUUAAAAGGAAUACUUAGAUCUCUGCUGAGAGCUCGCAGUACUGGGGGAAACAUGGUAUCAGCUUUGCAAAGGCU